GUUUUCUCCAGAUUUGAUAUAGCAGGUGAAUGCUUUGGUGACAUUCAUUUUACUGUGCAUUCCCCUCCAAAUGUUAUCAUCGGGUCAUCUCCUCACAAUUCCAAUCCAUUUCCGAGUUCGGCAAGACCGUCGCAUCUAAAGAGACGAGACAAGACAAAGACAAACGGGCCCAUCUCCCCCUUCCCUUGCACCCGCUGCCAGAAAAAAACACCAAAACACCCCUGGCCCUGGUCUUGUCCCGCUACAAAGUCGCCCGACUCUGCCGCUUACAGUGAGAUAGUGACCCAGUUUUUCCCCGGCUGCAGGCUGUUGCUCACUGCUGUGACUUGCUCCCACCCACUCUUUUUUCUCUCUCUUCCUCUCUUCCCAGCCAUCUCAUCAACAUCGAUUAUCGAUCAGCAAGUGAAAUCGAUCCUUCUUUCGACCAACUACCGAAUCCUACUGGGCCGUCUGAUCUCACUGUUCUCUUUCAGACCCUAAAAGAAAGGAAAAAGACAAAGAAGAGAGGCUGGGCUUGGCUACAGUCAGACUUUGUUUAUUCCCCUCUACUCAAAGUGGUUUGGUGACGACACGACUCUUUCAAUAGCGUAUUGCACAAACGCAAGCCAGCCUUGGCUAAAGACACAGCAUUUCCAGGUCGCUUCUACGCUGUACAUACCUACCUCUCCAGACCUUGUCUUGUCCUGUCUUGUCUUGCCUCCCUCACAUACACACACACACACACACAUACAAAGGACACUUCCCGCCCCCCGGUUCCACUGAACACAACCUUAAUCCUCGUCUCUCGUUACUGUCUGUGUCUGUAUCGUAUCUUUUAUCCUCACGAUCCCGUCGCUCGUUUUCUCCCUUCGACACCGAUCUCGACCUCAAAUCACGACUUGGACUAUCGAUCUCUCCGAACUGGGCUUAACUGACCUUCAAUUUUCGUCAAAAUGGCCCAACAAGGAGGUGAAGCCCCCGUCACCACCAUCGUUCCCUUCAACAACCAGAAGGUCCUUCCCGCUUGCGCCGCCGCUUGCGGUCCCCUCUACGAUGCCAACGGUGCCUGUGUCCCUCCUCAAGUAGCCGCUGAUGCCGGCCCAACCGCCUACACGCAAUGUUUCUGUCUCGACCAACGAGUCGCCGCUUUCUCGACCGCCACUACGGGCGUCUGCGAUGAUGCAUGUACCGCGGAUCCCAAGGGCCUUUCAUCAAUCGCUGGCUGGUUCCGAAGCAUGUGUAGCGUUUCGACUGCUCAAAAUGGAGGAACAACAAAGAAAACUGGAACUGGCUCUACGACUUUGACAGGUGACGAUGCUUCAUCAACAGCUGGUAGCAGAGCUGGAUCUAACAAUGGAGGUGGUGAUUGGAUCUCCAACCAUUGGCAAUGGGUUAUCAUGAUUGUUGUUCUCGUUGUCGGCAUCGCAGCCAUUUGGAUCGGCGCCUGUAUCUGGCGUCGCCGUUAUUUGCGAAAGAAGGACCGCCAGACUCAUCUCGGCCAGAAGCACUCCGGCUCCGCAUCUCGACCAUCCUGGGGUCCCGGCAUGGAGGCCUCAGAGUCCGGAGGUCUUCCCUACGACGAUGAAUCGAACCGAAACUCGCACGGCCUGAUGCUGCCGGGUGCCGCCGCCGGUGCUCCCGUCGAGGAGAAGCCCAAGGAGAAGAAGCGAUGGAUCGUCCGCGACCGAACAUGAUGCCCGCUCCAUGCUCGAUCUUGUUAACGCCAGUUCCGAUCUCAUAACGAUUCUCCUUGUCAUGUCCGAGUUCAAAAGCACUUCGACAUUCUGUUCGCCUUACGAUAUAAACCGUGCAUUUAUUCAUUUAAACGGCCUUACUCUAUUCGAUAUUAUCGAAAACAUAUGACUUUUAGUUGGUGAGGGGGGCUACAUCAGCACUUAAAGAGGAGGAAACGAAUGCAUUUGGUAAUAGCCACAGUUACAUGCAGACACUUGAUUAUUCAAGCAUGGUUGAAAGAUGCCGUCUGCAGUAUCUCUUGUGGCCCAAUACUCACGCGUUUGUCGGUUGCCAGUCGUGCUGUGCCCCCCGUGGCGUUCUUGUUCAUAUUUCAGGUAUAUUCUGGCGUUGGGAGGACAAGGAGGGUUGGCGUAUCCUCCUGAUUGGUUGUUUCUGUUUUCGUUUUUGUGGUGGCUGUUACCACGGAGCGAGUCUCGCCUCCAUUCCCAGCAUGUGGGUGGAAUGUGACGUUGGCUCUGCCGCGAGGCGAGGGGGGGAAAAAACGAAGCUGUUUAUUUGUUCUACUUAGACCAGAACAGAAAUACUCUCUGGUUAGUUAUUUGGUCAUCUUUAUUACCUACAGCUUCCUGGGCAUGGGAAGAGGUUUGGAGUCUAUCCUUGAUACAGCAUUUACAAUUUCACCACCCGCGAAAUCUUCGACUCGCGAUUACCAGUUCUUCUUAGUGCGAUACAUUGUGAUCCGUAAACUUUGUGUAAUGUUGCUCUACUCAUAACAGUAACGUCUUCCGAGCAACGUCUCAAUGUCAACAAAUCGGAGAAUCUAAUCUGCACAA
This is a messenger RNA of Fusarium odoratissimum NRRL 54006, 2507 nucleotides long. RefSeq lists its product as uncharacterized. Bases 933 to 1673 code for a protein of 246 amino acids. The transcript is spliced from 3 exons. Lineage: Eukaryota; Fungi; Ascomycota; Sordariomycetes; Hypocreales; Nectriaceae. The record is from RefSeq and is a predicted model, not a curated record.